AGAAGGAAUGCUUACCACACCAGCACUUGAGUUUCGGACGGUGAAUCGCACGAUCGUUAAGUCUCCCGAUCUCAUUGGAUACCAUUAGUGAUAUCUUUUGUUUAUCAAAUUCACUAAACGCCUCAAGAUAUUCGACAGUCAUGUUGAAAUACACUGUACUCUUCACCACCGUAUUCUGCAUGGUGCAAUCACAACGGCCAUGGCACGCUGGUAGUGCCAAUCGUCUGCCUCAGGUUCUGCCUCAAUAUAUCGAUGCACGAAUAGCAGCGGAGCAAGCGGCUCAAGCAGCGAGUCAAGGAGCUCAAGGAAUCCCAGUGGACCAAGGAGCUCAAGGAAUCCCAGUGAACCAAGGGACUCAAGGAAUUCCAGUAGGUCAAGGGGCUCAAGGAAUCCCAGUGAACCAAGGGCCUGAAGAAAAUCCAAUAGGCUCAAGAAUUGAUGAUGUUCCAGUAAAUCAAGGAACUCAAGGAUUUCCGACAUAUCAAGGAUCUCAAGGGAUCCCAACGUAUCAAGGAGCUCAAGGAUUUCCGACCUAUCAAGGAUCUCAAGGGGCCCCAACGUAUCAAGAAACUCAAGGAAAUCCAACCUAUCAAGGAACUCAAGGAAUUCAAAAGGGUCAAGGAAGUAGUACGACAGUUGGUACGACUGAUGGUACGCUGCUCGGAAAUCGAAUUGACAGCGGGGACGGCGGGUUUGCAGCUACAGUUGCACCAACUUUGAGCACGACUAUAAAUCUGGCCGAUUUACCAGUCGAUGCUCAUGGCGAUAUCGACCUGGUGAACAGAAUCAAGACCUGGCCGAGAGAUAAGCAACCCUUCUGGUAUAUCAACUGGCAGGCGAUCCAAGCUCAUCGUGGCGACGUGAACAACAGUGCUCAGCCAGCUCAGACGCAACCCAAUGCGAGACCGUUCUUUGCGGGUUAAGACAUGGAACGAAUUCUAAAUCAGACACAUACGACAAGACUGUAAAUUUAAGUAUAUGCUUUCAUCGGUAGAAUAAGGACACGAUGGCCGCUGACGACAGUGGUUAUUCCUAGUCAAAGCUGUCUCUUUGGAAAAAUAUUCUAUUUCGCGUUUUAAGGAGUUCAUCAAUCAAGAUUAUCAUAUCAAUUCGUUUCGUUAAGCAUAGAAGAUCCGAAUGCGAUCGAAACAUAUAUGUCAUGUGAUAGCGUGAAUUCGCAUGACUUGCCUUUUUAAUAGAAUUAGUGACCGAAUUUUUAUAC
Molecule: messenger RNA, 1222 nt
Organism: Pogonomyrmex barbatus (red harvester ant)
Lineage: Eukaryota; Metazoa; Arthropoda; Insecta; Hymenoptera; Formicidae
Source: RefSeq, a predicted model, not a curated record